This is a messenger RNA of Lachancea fermentati, 1431 nucleotides long. NCBI's taxonomy places the organism in Eukaryota, Fungi, Ascomycota, Saccharomycetes, Saccharomycetales, Saccharomycetaceae. The record is from the annotation of a GenBank genome assembly.
AUGGGGGUGAUUAUAUCUCUCCCUGUAAAUUUGGCAGCCUCUUUUUUGGCAUCAUGCUUUGGUUCAUGUACGUCGACGAUUCUCACGAAGUCCUUUAAGUCUUUGAGCGGGGGCUCUUCUUCACUCUCUACAAGACUAAAUUAUGCGGCAGGACUUCUGGUCAACUCGUUAGCUUCCUGGAUUUCCAUGUCUUCGAACUACUCGCUUUUAUGGCCUGGUAAAACAUGUACCUCAAAUGGCGAAUGUGGAUUUUUCAGUGUGCAUAGGCUAAAUUUUGCACUCGGAGUCUUGCAUUUAGCGUUAGCAGCAAUGCUCGUGGGAGUCAAGUCUACAAGUGAUAGACGGUCUCAGCUUCAAAAUUCGUGGUGGCUAGUGAAAAUCUUGAUCUACUUCUCCCUUGUUAUUAUAUCAUUCUGGAUUCCUAAUGAGUUUUAUAUUGUAUUCUCGAAGUGGAUUUCGGUGCCAUCAGGUGCACUUUUCAUUCUUAUUGGAUUGGUAUUGCUGGUAGAUUUCGCUCAUGAAUGGGCUGAGACCUGCAUACAACAUGUUGAGCUGGAGGAUGAGCAUUCUUCCUUUUGGCAGAAAUUUCUAAUAGUUGGCACAAGUGCAAUGUACCUCGCUUCAUUGGUUAUGACAGUACUGAUGUACGUCUUUUUCUGCCAAAGUCAUUGUAACAUGAAUAGGGUAUCGGUCAGCAUGAACAUGGUUUUGACUCUUAUAACUACUGGUAUUUCGGUACAUCCUAAAAUACAAGAAUACAACCCAAAAUGCGGGCUAGCACAAAGUAGCAUGGUUGCUGUUUAUUGCACAUACCUAACGAUGAGUGCUAUGUCCUCUGAACCAGACGAUAAACAAUGCAAUCCACUCGUGAGAUCAAGUGGUACCCGUAAAGCUAGCGUCAUUUUGGGUUCCUUGUUCACUUUUGUAGCCAUUGCGUAUACCACCACAAGAGCGGCAGCAAAUUCAGCGUUCAAUUCAGGUGGACAAUCGAUCUAUUUAGAUGGUGAUGAUAACGUCGAAUACGAGGGCAUCGGGCAAUCAAGAAACCAGUUAAGAUUGGAAGCAAUAAGACAGGCAGUUGAAGAGGGUUCACUUCCCGAAAGCGCCCUUUACGACACAAGCUGGUUGGGAUCACCAGGCCCGGUUCCCACUGGAAAUGAUGUGUCUGAUGAUUCAGAUGAUGAGAAAAUAUCUACCAGAUACAGCUAUUCGCUUUUUCAUAUUAUAUUCUUCCUAGCAACUCAAUGGAUUGCAAUUCUUUUGACAAUUAAUGUCACUCAAGAUGAAGUAGGAGAUUUCAUUCCGGUGGGGAGGACCUAUUUUUAUUCGUGGGUGAAAAUUGUAAGUGCCUGGAUUUGCUAUGCACUUUAUGGUUGGACUUUGAUAGCACCAAUGGUGUUACCUGAUAGAUUCGGGUAUGAGGACUUUUGA